Molecule: messenger RNA, 651 nt
Organism: Aspergillus nidulans FGSC A4
Lineage: Eukaryota; Fungi; Ascomycota; Eurotiomycetes; Eurotiales; Aspergillaceae
Exons: 2
Coding region: 1-651 (216 amino acids)
Cellular component (GO): membrane
Source: RefSeq, a predicted model, not a curated record
AUGAGAAUGCCUCUGCCAUUCCCCUUUUCGAACGCAGAAAAUGAAAACAAUCCGCCCAGCAAGUACACCUACGACAUGAACCCAGACGUCGACCUAAGCUGGAACGACGUCUUCUUCGCCACCCUCUGGAACGAGAACCGCGCUUCACAGGGCGGAAAUCCCUACUUCUCCUCAUCCUACUUUCGCAUCAACGCCUCAUCCUCGACAACCACAACUUCAACACAAGCCCCAUCCUCAACCCCAGUCGCCAACAACACCGACACCACCGCCGAUUCCCAAUCAACCAUCCCCUCCUUAUCUGGUAAUGAUGGCGAGAGCGGCCUCGACGCUGGCGCCAAAGUCGGCAUCGGCGUCGGCGUAGGCCUGGGCGUGCCCGCCCUCGCCCUCGCCGGUCUCGCAGCCUUCUACUUCCGCCGUCGCGCUAAGAUCCAGGCGCAGCAGUUACAGAUGCAGCAGGCGCAACAGUAUCCACCGGGGGUUGGAGCGGCGGGACAGUAUGGCGGGCAACCCAGUCAGCCAGUCUCCGAACUGAGUGGUCCUGCACCGUAUAAACCGCCUACUAAUGCUCAGUAUAGAGCACCGAGUGAGAUUGAGGCGUCGAAUGUGGGUGCUGGUGUGCAGUCGAGGUUUCAGGAGUUAUCUGGGAACUGA